GGUAAACAGUGGGUUGGCGGCUAAAGCCGUAUAAUUGUAGUGGUUAAUGAAUUCUCCUUCGGUGCCAAAACCAUUUUACCAGCACAUGGGAGGUGACUUUGCCAGUUCAGCCCCACCUACAACACGGCUGUGUUCCUGCCCAGCUGACGUGGGGGCGUGUCGCAGAACGCUAGGUGGGCGGGAGUGGUGUUCGAGCGCUGCUGCAGGGAGCCUGGUGUAAGUGCAAAGGGCAGAGCUGCUGCGAGAGUACAGUGGGGAAUAGGAAGGCAGCAUAAUGUGACUUCUAAACAGCUGAGAGGUCCGAAGGGGGCACGCGGGUAUCGCAGACGGCUAACCUCAUGGACUCUAGAAGCCUUGCAUGACAAAACUUCGCUAUGGCUGCCCAGUCUGCCCAGUCAAGCUUGUACAAUGAAGAAAGGAAUCUGCUUCGAAUCAGAGAACGAGAAAGACGUAAUCAAGAAGCUCAUCAGGAGAGGGAAACUUUCAGUAACUGUGCUCCCCUGUUUCCCGAACCCUACAAGACAAGCAAAGGAGAUGAGUUGUCAAGUCGAAUUCAAAGCAUGCUGGGUAAUUACGAGGAAAUAGAGGAGCUGAUUGUUGCAAAGACCAAUACACAAAUAUUUGAUAGUUCCAAAAGUGCUGUACUGGUUUCCUCACUGCGGAAGCCUGAGCGACAGAGAGUGGGGCCUUCUAUUCCCUCAACUGAUGUAUCUUCUGGACAUCAUCAAAGGCCUCAAACAGACAAUGAUAUCUCUUCUUGGCAGCUAACUAAAAGCCACAAUCCAGUUCGAAGUCACUCACAGGACCUCAUACCUUGUGAGCAGCAGAGCAGAACCAAGCCAAUGGAUAAGAAUGGUAAGAGACUUGAAGAAUGUGGUUGUGCUGAACAGUCACCCUCUCCUUCCUCGAUUUCUGCCCUUUCUCCUCUUCUUUCCUCCCUGUCUUCUCCAGUCGAGCCCUUGUCCCCCUUACAUUCCACCCAGAAAACUGAUUCCAAGCUACGGACUGGCCAGGCUCAUGAUAAAACAAACCGUCAUGCUUCUCCAGUCCAGAAUGACACUGGCAACAGGGAUGGUUCUGCAUCUGUUACAAAUCUUAUGACUGCCACUCAAACCUUUCCACCAUCCUUGUCUUCAAAAACUAGUGCAAUGCCUCAAAAGCCUACAGCUUAUGUGCGGCCAAUGGAUGGACAAGAUCAGGUCCCUAGUGAGUCUCCAUAUAUAAAACCUCUGCAAGAGGACUAUCAUGAAGAGUCUUAUGAAAGCCUUACAGAUGAGAAAUUAUCAAAGUUGGAAAAUCCUCCUGAAUCUUUUGAUACCCUCUCCAAUGAAGCUCAGUGUGUUGAAGAGAUACUUAAGGAAAUGACCCAUUCAUGGCCUCCACCAUUAACAGCUAUUCAUACACCCAGCACUUCUGAACCUUCAAAAUUCUCAAAAUUCUCAUUUCCCUCAAAGGGAAAUCAACGCGUUCCAUCUGUCAAAGGGAACCAGAAGCAGUACGAUACCUCUUCAAAACAAUUGCCAUGUCCACAGCAGCGAACAUCCAUGCUGGAAGAUGACCUCGAACUCAGUGAUAGUGAUAACAGUGAUGACAAUGAGAUCUGUGACAAGCAAGCAUCAUCAUCUGUUCCACCAAGUGUCCUGCAGUCACAGAACAACAGUGUGGUUUCAGCACAUUCCAGCAGCUUAGAAUCAGAAAGCAGCGAGUCAGACAGCUCGUCAGAUUCUGAGAGCGGAGACAACUCAAGUGAAAGUGAAGUGAUUGAGCCUCCAAGUGUGCCAACUCCAGAGCCAGAUCCUGAUAUAUGGCAGUUACGCCACUAUAUGAACAAAGUUGGACAGUCUACAGCACCAGUUGAAAACCAUAGCAUUGUGGACCAUGAACAAUCGAACCAUUGGGAAAGUAAAAGUCAAGGAAGUAUUUCCCCCACUCCUCAUGAAUCCCCCAAAAAUUUAGAAUCAUCCCACAAAAAAUCACCAUGGACAUCCCUAGAAGAAGUCCAGAAUAAGGAAGACUGCCCAGAUUCUCCUGUGAUCAGUAAAACUGUUACUCCCAGGCAGACUGCCGGCAUAAAACAGCCAAGCAAGUCUCUAAAACUUUUGGGUCCAGAAGAGCCAAAUGUAGGACUUAAAGUAGAAAGUGAACCUUACAGACCUAGAGAUCAGCCUUCCAAAGAGAAGCCAUCUGUGAAAACGAAAGAUAAAAAUAAAUUAAACAAGGACCCAAAAACAAGCAUUGCACAAACCAUUGAAAAAAAAAAGCACAAGAGUUCUCAUCAUGGUAGUAGCAACAAAAAGUGUUCAAAUAGUCUUUUAGAAAAGAGCCAUUCAACCCAUUCACUACCACAAUACCCCCCUUCUGUGCAGGUAAAAAAUCAGAGCAAAGCCAAUCAUAUGACUCAUCUCUCGCACCCAGCAGUUGUUGUACGUGAGAACUUACACAGAGACAAAGUGUUAUUACCCAUUGGAGAAAACAGAUUACCACCACUUAGUAACAACCACAAAUCUUGUCCCCUUGUUGUUAAAAUUGAGUUGUCACUACUUUCAAGAGUCCCAGGAGUAGCUGGAAAAGCAAACCAGCAUAAAAAUAAGAAGGAAAACAACAAAGAAAUUUCUUCUUUAAGAAAAGAAGAGUCAGAGAGAAAACACUCACAAAAUCACAGCAAAGAGCACACAAAGAGAAAGGUGGAAGAAGGAGAAAGAAAUGGAACACAUAAGAAAAUAAAGCUGGAAACAGAAAUUAAAUCACAUUCUAGUCAGAAACAACUGCCUACAAAAAAAGUACCUAAAGAAUCUUCUGAAAGUUUUCCUAAAAAACAUUGGCAAGAGAAACCCUCAGAGCACACACAGACAAAACCAGAGAAGCUGCCACAAAAAAGGCAUCCAAGUGAGAAUACCAUCUACAGCCACCUGUCCGCAACAAGCAAAAGCAGCCACAAAGAGCCUUCCUCUUCUAAGCAAAGGAAAGUGGAGGAAAAUCUCUCUUAUCAUGUGAAAAUUAACAAGGGGUCUGCAGAAAAUAACACAAAAGCUUUCCCAGUGCCUUCUUUGCCAAAUGGUAAUGUCAAGCCAACAAGACCACAGCUCAAGUUUGAAGAAAAGUUAAUGUCACCGGAACAUUACAUGAAGGAGGCCAAGAAACUAAAACACAAAGCUGAUGCCAUGUCAGACAAGAUCGGAAAAUCCUUCAACUAUUUGGAUGCUGCCAUGUUUUUCAUUGAAUGUGGUAUUGCAAUGGAGGCUGAUGUACAAGCCCCAAAGUCAGCCUACACCAUGAUUGCUGAAACUGUUGAUCUCAUUAAAUUUAUAUUGAAGUUGAAGAACUUCACUGAUUUUUCGGCACCUUCAUAUGAAAUGUCCUUUGCUGUUUUAUGUAUGCGUUGUCAGUCCAUUCUCUACAUGGCAAUGUUUCGCUACAAAAAAGACACUGCAAUAAAGUAUUCUCGCACUCUUGGAGAACACUUCAAGAGUUCUUCCAGAGCUGCACAAGCACCUUCUCCAUGUGUCACAAGAAGUACUGGUACACCAUCCCCUUUGUCUCCUACUCCCUCUCCUGCCAGCUCUGGAGGAUCUCAGCCAGGGUCCAUUGCUAGCAACAGUGGAACUCCAAGCUCUUCAGUUGCCAUUCCGCAGAUGAUCCAUCACAUAGCAUCGUCUUAUGUCAACAUAACCUCUUAUUUCCUUUACGCUUAUGACAUCUGGGAACAGGCUGAUCUGCUAGCUAAGAAACAUAAAGAAUUCUUUGCAGAUCUCAGUGAAGUGGUUUGCCCUCUGGCUCUCAACAGCCCUAUGGAUAAGCUGGUACACUACACUAGACAGGGAUUACAGUGGCUGAGACUGGAGACCAGCUUGACUUAAAUGGUCCUGAAGGGCACCUGCUCUCAAACUCUCUGCACUUCAGAAAGUCUGUGAAUGGGCCCAUGAAUUCUAUUAAUAAACACGUCAUGAAAAUUGGUUGUACUGGAAGCCAGCUGAACACCACGUAUCACAGCAAUGAGAUGAAGGGGAGACCACAGAAUGAAAUAUUAUUUGCCUUUGAGGUUAAUGACAGAGAUUGUGCAAUGUAUUAUUGGAGCAAACGGACAUGGUCAUUGAGCAUUUCUAAGAAAAAACAGUAUGAAUGAAAGGUCUUUUGGGGGAAAUCUGCAACCUCAAAUCUGCAUUGUAGAUUAUCCUAAGAGCAGCACAGCUUGGCAAGUCAACACCUGGAAAAAGUAAAUGCACACAGGUAGAAAUAAUAAAGCGAAAAAAAUUAUGAUAAGGGAGGAAAGUAUACCCUUACAGCACUGCAUUGUACAAUUGAGAAUAAGGCAUGACAGUGUGAGGGAUUAGCCAUCAUCCUUUGUAUAUGUUCAGCUCAGUGCUUUGUGCCUUAAACAGCCAUUUUUGUAUCUCAUAACAUUGGUUAUGUCUUAUUUAACAGCCAAAAUCCUGAAAUCUUGGGAAUGUUCUAUUUUGUGUCAUAGUGAUAUAUUUAUUAUUAAAGCAGAAAAGGGCCAUAUCUUCCAUAUCUAAUAGCCUUGAUCUCUGCUGAUUAUUUUUAAAAGAUCAUAUACAUCAUUCAUUUAAAAUAUUCCCUUUGCCUUAAUAAAUGAAGGUCUAAAUGGCUGGACUAUGCAGCAACCUUUAGGGUUCAUAAACUGGUAAUGUGCAGCAGGAAGCUCACUAGAUGGAGCUGAUUUACAGCUCCCCAGCAGCCCACAGAGGAUGUUGGGAGCUGUAGUUCAGCAGUACCUGGAAGGCCAUCGGUUUCCUAUCCCUGAACUAUACACUUGCUACCAAGUGUGAAAAAAUUUUCAUUGCUGUUGGGAUAUCAGACUGUCGCACUUGGUCCUUUUCUUCUUUUUUUUCUUGCCCAAUUUUCUUAGCCAAUAUUUAUUUUCUUAUUUAAUUUAUGGAUUGCUGGAAAUUAAAUAGUACAUUUUUACAAAUGCAAAUCAAUACCAUUUAUGUAAUUUGAUCUUAAAGAUAAACAGAAACAUUGUUUAUCUGCUGCUAAAAACAUUUGAUAAACUUAACAUUUUAAGCACUAACAUUCCCAGGUCUAAUUGCAGGCAAUUAUUAAACCUUAUGCAGUUUCACUUUAUAGGUUGUAUCAUUCUUUCUAAAAGUAGUAUGCACUUCAGCACCUUCAGGUCUUCUUGUUUACAAUGCUUUCAGAAAAAACAUGCAUUUUAGAUUGGUAAACCUCUUCAAACUGGUGAUGCUUCUCAACAACCAUGUAAUUUAAAUAAUGAAUUGUGUUAUUAUAUGAGAUAUUUAAAACUUAUUAUAUUUUUUGUGUUUAAUUGAGGAAAUAACUGGCAGAUUGAAGAGUCCAUUCACCCACACAGCAUGUGCCUGUUUAUUCUGACUCCGCAUGCAAAUCUAACGUUGUGGUCAAUAGUAAUUGAGCUUUUGAUAAAUAAAUCCCUGAGGCUUGAUUGCCAUCUAUAUAAUGCCAUGAUUUGCAGAUUUAAUAGGCUGUUCUGCUAGGGCUUUAGCCUAUCACAAAUAAAUGCAAUGUAUUAGCAUUUAUUUAUACAUAAUUGUGGGUCUAGAUGUAGGAUUUGGGUCAGGUGUAUUCAGGUAUAUCUACACUCAGUAGCUGCAAAGUGCAUUUUAGUAGUUGCAGUUGUUCUUCUCUGGGAAAUGGCUUAAGGUGGACAUACACAGGCAGAUUUAAGGUACUAGUGCAAGUCCGAUUUGGCAGUUUAUCUGCCCGUGUAUGGGGCCUCCCUGAUUGAUAGCUAGUCGAAAAUCGUGCAGGUGACAUUGGGCAGGUUUGAUUUUCCCAUUGGGUUGAGAACCGUAUUGGCUCAUUGAUGCUGUCCUCGGUCCGAUGGCUCCUAUGCUAUCAUUGUAAUUCGAUUGUUUGGCCUUGUGUGUUACCCACCCUAGGUGUGCAUAUCAGGAGAAAAUAUGCUUGUUUGGCAACCUCGCCAAAUGAGCAGAUCUUAACGUAUAUGCCCAUCUUUAGUUGAAGCUGGAAGUAUGACAGGUCCCACUCAUAUCUAUGAAACCAUUAUUAAGAAUUAAAGGUAAAUAGCAAGGUUCUUGUGCUUUUUAACAUUAACUACAUGAAUCUGAGAAAUGCAAUAACUAAAAUUCACAAACCUGACCUGUUCUAGCAUCAUGUCUUUUAAUUCUUCGAUUUAACUUAUUUUGGUUUAUAUUUACACAUGAAGCAGAGAUUCUGUAUUUAUUUUUAUAUUUAUUUAUUAAUACACUUUUUUUCUGCAAAAAAACUGUCAUGCCUUCUAAGCAAAGCUGUUGAAACACACAGUAAAACAUGAAUAAAUUCAGACCUACUAAUA
Molecule: messenger RNA, 6295 nt
Organism: Xenopus tropicalis (tropical clawed frog)
Lineage: Eukaryota; Metazoa; Chordata; Amphibia; Anura; Pipidae
Gene: aff1
Product: AF4/FMR2 family member 1
Exons: 21
Coding region: 375-3857 (1160 amino acids)
Biological process (GO): regulation of gene expression
Cellular component (GO): nucleus
Source: RefSeq, a predicted model, not a curated record